Poecilia latipinna (sailfin molly) is the source of this 2544-nucleotide messenger RNA. It is a transcript of the gene stx16, whose product is annotated as syntaxin 16. Gene Ontology annotation, cellular component: SNARE complex; membrane; endomembrane system. The transcript is spliced from 9 exons. Gene Ontology annotation, molecular function: SNAP receptor activity; SNARE binding. Gene Ontology annotation, biological process: intracellular protein transport; vesicle fusion; vesicle-mediated transport. The record is from RefSeq and is a predicted model, not a curated record. NCBI's taxonomy places the organism in Eukaryota, Metazoa, Chordata, Actinopteri, Cyprinodontiformes, Poeciliidae. The coding region runs from base 331 to 1299 and encodes 322 amino acids.
AAGAAGAUGCGCUUAACGCAGACGUUUACGUGUUGACGUACACAUACUUCCGUAGCUCUCUAAGAGAGGAGCAACCGUUUCCAAUUUGACCACAAAUACAAAAUUGUCUUGAACUUCCCGGUUUUCUCUCGAUACUAAAAUUUGAUGCUAAAGAAGCUUGACAGAUCAAUAUGAUCGGAGAGAUUUGAUGUGCUGUAACCGCGAAACUUCCCUCACUCUUCGCAGGUAAAGCUAAAGCUAGCAGCGCGUCAUUGGAGAUAAUUUACUAAAUCAUCGGGUGAUCCGCAGUCAGUUUGUCCUCUGUUAAUUCAGAGCUCAACAAAGGCAGUCAUGGCCACUCGGCGUCUGACCGAUGCCUUCUUGUUAAUGCGGAACAAUGCGAUCCAAAACCGGCAGAUUUUGGCUGAGCAAGUGAGUACAUACGACCCCCGUCUGAGUACACGUAGCAAUGCUGCGGAGCUUGACGAGUUGGCCGAUGACCGGAUGGCUCUGGUCUCUGGGAUCAGUCUGGACCCAGAAGCUGCUAUCGGCGUCACAAAGAAGCUGCCUCCCAAAUGGAUAGAAGGGGUCGACGAGAUCCAGUACGACAUCACACGGAUCCAGCAGAAGAUGAGGGACCUGGCUUUGCUUCACGACAAGCACAUGAAUCGUCCAACGCUGGAUGACAGCAGCGAGGAGGAGCACGCCAUAGAGAUCACUACCCAGGAGAUCACGCAGAUGUUCCACCGAUGCCAGCGAUCCGUGAUGGGCCUGCAGUCUCGCCGGGGCCACUGCACCGAGCAGGAGGAGAGGCUGUUGGUGAACGUGGUGUCGUCCCUGGCUCAAAGCCUGCAGGACCUGUCCACCAACUUCAGGCACACGCAGUCCAGCUAUUUAAAACGUAUGAAGAAUCGGGAGGAGAGAUCGAAGCACUUUUUUGAUUCAGGACCUUUAAUGGAAGAGGAUGAAGAGUUAGCUCUGUACGACAAGGGGUUCACAGAUGAUCAGCUGAUGCUGGUGGAGCAGAACACGGUUCUGGUGGAGGAACGGGAGAGGGAGAUCCGACAAAUAGUGCAGUCCAUCUCGGAUCUGAAUGAGAUUUUCCGGGAUUUGGCGGGAAUGGUGGUGGAGCAGGGAACUGUUCUGGACAGAAUUGACUUCAACGUGGAGCAGGCUUGUGUAAAAACAGAAGACGGACUGAAACAGUUACAGAAGGCGGAGCAGUAUCAGAAGAAAAACAGGAAGAUGCUCGUCAUUUUGAUCCUUUUCGUCAUAGUCCUCGUUCUAAUCAUUAUUCUUUUUGGAACAAAGUUUAAGUGAAGCAUUCCUCCGGCUUCGUGUCCAUCUGUUUGGGUUUUUGUCGCGUGUCUGUUUGGACUUGGACUCUUCUGGAUUCGUCUUGAAGCCGUCAAGAAGAAUUCAACAUCCCUCCAAGUGCAUUUUCAGCGGCGUGGAGAUGCUUUCUGGUUGCUGUCGAAUGAAAGAAGCGAAUCUUCAGUCUGGUUAAACACGAAGACUCUUGACAGAAGCCCCGUCCGCGCUGACAUAUCUGUGUCUUAACGAAAGGAAAACCCCUUUAAUGUUGAAGUACUCGUGAUAAACUGCUACAACGGAGCAUUUUCUGUCGAAGCACAGGUGGUGAUGAAGACCAGUGACUUCUGUCUAAUAUUAAGUAAUUUGGUUUCUGAUGGGGACAAGAGUUGGUAAAAAAAAUCAAUGCAUUAGGUGGGAUUUCACUGCUAAUUCACUCUCAGCUCAGCGUUAUAUUUACAUCUCAGUAUUUGACUUUUUAAAGAUGUAAAGAGGAUAAUAUUAGCAUUUGGGUUGAUUAGAGAAGCUGGUUAGUUCCAAAAAAAAAAAUCCUUUGUUUUAUCAACUCCCUAUUUUAUUUAAGUGGCUCUAAUAUUAAUAAUAUUUUAGUCUUCUGUCACAUUCGCUACACUUUGAAUGAAGUGCUUGUUGUAAAAACACUUGUUUUUAUAUUCUGCGGUCCAUGCAUAAAGUGCUACCUUUUUAAGCUCUUGCAGUUUGCACAUAUUGAGGGCCUAAGAGGAGAGAAACGUUAUGAUGUAAGACUACUGUUGCUUGUAUGAUAAAAAAAAAAGAAUUAUUUAUUUUCUGAUACCUUCAAAUAAUCCAGAGGUGUUUCCUGUAGAUUUACUGUAGACUGAGUAGAGUAUGUUUAAAAUAAAUCCACUCCACUGAAAACUGUGACGUUGUCCAACGCAGGCAGUCGUUUGAAGAUAUCCUCAUCAGUUUUAGGAUGAUUAUUAUUGUUUCUAUUUCAGUUUGGACACAUUUCAUUCGAGUGUGUUUCGAAUUCUCCUCAUGUACUUUCUCAUUUUAAAGACUGAGAAGCUUAAAUAAUGGCUUUACUAUCUGUACUUAAACCUACACUUUAUACAACUGUCCAAUCAUCUUUGUCGUUGAUGUGGAGUUUUUGUUUGUGACGGACAAAAUGGUCUUUGUGGUACUACAUGUAUGCUUUGGUUUUUGAAGUGAAACAUUGGAGGACAUGGCUGCUUUUUUUUUUUUUUUUUUUAAGAAAAUAAAGCUGAAAUAUGG